AUGGCAGGAUUUUUGCAUCGGAAUGUCAGCGGCUCCGCCUGCAUGUUGUUUUACAACAAGGAGGCGCAAAAGUAUCAGGUUAAACUGGCAGAUUUGGAAUACUGCAAGCGAUAUCAAGCGACAGGUUUCCAUGAUCCUAAAUCUGUCUCCCGUGAAUUUGCCGCUGUUGAAGUGUCGAGUAAGCGGUUGCGCACAAACAUGCUUCCCCCUUUCCAUCGGCAUUACUAUCACGAUCUGGAGUCGCUCUUCUGGCUGCUAAUCUGGUAUACGAUCACCUAUUUGCCCAUCGAUAACCCGGAAGCAAAGCAGGACAUUGUGGCUACAAUCAACACUGCCUCGUGGAAGACAAAUAUUUUUGACGUUUUGUUCCCUCGGGAACAUCAAUCACAACAUGGCAGCAGAGCACACUUCUGGGACAAUCAAACUCGCGUUUACGAUAAUUUGGCGGUCGAGGUCCAAUGGCCAGAAGAAACUGUAGAUGUCCUCGAGAGACUCAGCAAAAUAAUUUCCGACUUUCAUUCAGCAUAUACAACACUUCAUCGCAAUCCCCCCAAGGAUAACGCAGCACGAUGGCCCGACGCAAAGUUCAGCGAUUCACUAUACGAGAAGUUUACCAGCAUCCUAGACGAUGUUGCUACACACGUGGGCACUCUCGAUUCCGUCUCAAUGUGGGAUUUAAUGAAUAACAGGAGGAUGAUGAACAAGAGGCCUGGGGAAGGGGAGGACGAUAGGGCCGUGACCAAGAGACGAUUUGACGAGUAG
This is a messenger RNA of Coprinopsis cinerea okayama7#130, 762 nucleotides long. Its product is annotated as other/FunK1 protein kinase. Bases 1 to 762 code for a protein of 253 amino acids. The record is from RefSeq and is a predicted model, not a curated record. Lineage: Eukaryota; Fungi; Basidiomycota; Agaricomycetes; Agaricales; Psathyrellaceae. The transcript has 4 exons.